Messenger RNA from Trichoderma aggressivum f. europaeum, 1392 nucleotides. RefSeq lists its product as uncharacterized. The record is from RefSeq and is a predicted model, not a curated record. Lineage: Eukaryota; Fungi; Ascomycota; Sordariomycetes; Hypocreales; Hypocreaceae. Bases 1 to 1392 code for a protein of 463 amino acids. The transcript is spliced from 2 exons.
AUGGAGGGCAUUACUCCUGUGGAUGGCUCUCCGUCAUGCAGUCACAUCGAAAGUCUUCCUUGGCUGAUCCGCUAUAAUGUGAUGGUGAGGCUCGACUUGCCUGAUCUCAAUGCGUUGGCAUGCGCGUCGCCAAUCCUCUACCGGCAGGUUAAACAAGAUCGCCCUCGCAUUCUCUAUGGAGGGCUGAAGACUAUGCUUGGCAACACGUUGCUGGACGCUUACGCAGUGUAUCAGACAUCGAGCCCGCCCUUUACGACUGGUAUCAGGGAUAUUGGAGUUGUUCAGCCGUUCCUUGAAUCCUAUGCAAAAAGGCUCCGAACAGAGAAGGCGGGGCCGUCCCUCGGAGACCUUAGUGAAGAGGCAAUCAUUGCCAUGUGGACCUUUCAAACAACAAUUGUCGCCCCUCUUGUUGAGGUGUUUGCUCGGUGGACUCUCGGUAAUCUGUCAAACCUUGCUCACAAUCCAGAUUAUCAGAGAGAUCGGCCGCCAAGAGAUGGCCCAGAGGCGAGCCGCCUAGAAGUUGACCUGAGUGUGACUGAACGCAUGCGCAUCUUGAGAGGAAUGUAUCGUUUCCAGCUGUACUGUCAUCUUUUCGGAGCGCAGUGCCGAGGCAGACCAAGGUUUGGCCAUCCAUAUAUGAGCCGUGACGAUGUGUUUGGACUUGUCCAUGACUUAUUCGAACCGUGGGAAUUUGAGGAGUUUGUGUGCAUCCAAUACUACGCUUGGUGGACAUGGUGGCAUACUUGCCAAAGAUUUGGCGACGAGAUUGACGAGACAAGCCCUCUUUUUGAAGAGGUGACUCCUCCGGAUCCGUGGGGGAAACGGCUAACAGGGAGUGUGGAAGACCAUGUCAUCAAUGGUACUGCUUCUCGAGGCCUACGACCCAUACGUGAGAUCUUAUUUGUUGCAAUUGAUCACGCACAUCGCAUCAGACUUAUGCACGAGUUAUUGGCAUGGCCAACAGAGGAAUAUAUAGACUUUACCUGUUCGUCGCCAAGUUGGCAAUGGAAACACCGAAGAAUCAACCGCUCGGAGCGCGAUUGGAAGGAAUUUCGGCGCGAACCUCUUCCAUUUAAUGGAGAAGGUGAAUCGGAUCAAUCCAACCUUCGACCACCUGCAGCCUGGGUGAUGCUUUGGGAGGAAAAGUACUCAAACAUACGCACUUUUGAAGACGACUUAUUAUAUUGGGGGUAUGUGAUGUGGGACAGGGAUCGCAUAGAUUCUACGGGAGCUGAAAAAAUCAUCUUCAGCCAACGCCUCGAGUUCCUGCCAUUGGGAGAUCUAGAUUACAGCAGCCCUGAGGAAGAGGAAGAAAGCGAAUAUACAAACUCGUCUCAUUCCUCUGAUGAGUCAGAAGAUGACGAAAGGGCGAGCUCGGAGAGGGAAGGUUAG